AUGGGUAUCCCAUUCCCCGAUAUAGAUCCCUAUGAUGUGUUGGGUGUUGAAAAAGAUGCCUCGCCAAUACUAAUAAAAAAGACAUACAAAAAACUAUGUUUGAAACACCACCCUGACAAAAUCAAACAACUAAAUCAAGAUGAUCAAUCGAAAGCAGCUUCAGAGGAGGAGUUGUUCACUAAGAUACAGUUUUCAUAUAGCAUUUUGAGUGACCCGGUUAAGCGUAACCGAUACGACACGUUGGGCUCUUUGUCAGACUUGGGUGAUGAUUAUGAAGACGAUGGAUUUGAUUGGAAGGAAUAUUUCCUGUCCAUGAACGAGAGGAUUACAGUCGAGAUGAUUGAGGAAGAUAGAAUCAAGUACCAAAACUCAGAGGAAGAGAGGGAAGAUAUUGUCUCGAGUUUCAUUUACUACGAAGGUGAUUUUUUGAAGUUGUUUGAAGUUAUCCCCCAUUUGAACUUUACCGAAUCAGAGGAGGAGCGAGUGUACAAGAUUAUUGAACAAGAGCUUCCUCAUAUGAAAGUGGACAAAUCUGUAACCAAGUCGUGGGAGAAGUACACAAAGAGCAGGAAAACAAAAGUGAAGAAUAUGUUAAAGAAAUUGGCAAAAGAAGCUAGAGAAGCAGAGGAGUUGGAGAAGCAGUUGAAAACAAAGAAUGAAAAGUCACAAGAUUUGGCCAGUUUGAUAAAGAGCCGUCAGAAUAAUAGACUAGAUGGUUUGAUUUCAAAUUUGGAAGCCAAGUAUGGGAAAAAGAAGGGGAAAAAAAGAAGCUCAAAAGACAUUGAUGAUGAUGAAUUUGAGCGAAUUCAAGCGGAAAUGUUGAAAAAGAGUAAGUAG
This is a messenger RNA of Lodderomyces theae, 837 nucleotides long. RefSeq lists its product as uncharacterized. Gene Ontology annotation, molecular function: heat shock protein binding. The transcript has a single exon. The coding region runs from base 1 to 837 and encodes 278 amino acids. Gene Ontology annotation, cellular component: nucleus; cytoplasm. Lineage: Eukaryota; Fungi; Ascomycota; Pichiomycetes; Serinales; Debaryomycetaceae. The record is from RefSeq and is a predicted model, not a curated record.